This is a messenger RNA of Chelonoidis abingdonii (Abingdon island giant tortoise), 2886 nucleotides long. NCBI's taxonomy places the organism in Eukaryota, Metazoa, Chordata, Testudines, Testudinidae. The record is from RefSeq and is a predicted model, not a curated record.
CCAUGGAGGGAGCGUCCACACUGCAGUCAGCGAGGGGCUGCGGCUGGCUCCAGGGUUGUAAUAUUGCCCUGUGGACCUCCGAGGAAGGUCUUUUGCCCUACACUGCUCAGGGUAGGCUGUCGGGGCUCCAGCUGCAAGGCCAAGUCAGCGCCCCGGCUCUGAGACUCGAUUUAUUGACAAAGGUCAUGUUGGAAGCCUGCUGUAUGGUUUUUCUUCUCCUUUUCUGCUAUCAAGUUGCCUCAGCAGAAAUUCACAGAGAAGGACAUUAUGUUGCUGCUGUGUAUGAACAUCGACCCAUACUGAAUCCUAACCCAGCAACCCUGACUGAUCGACGCUCUGCAUUAGAGUUGAUGAGCAGAAACCUAUAUAUAUAUGAAGAGCAAGUAAUAGCUGCAGCCAAACAGGGGGCACAGAUCAUUGUUUUUCCUGAAGAUGGAAUCCAUGGCUUCAACUUCACUAGAGAGACCAUUUACCCCUAUUUGGAGUUUGUUCCAUGUCCCCAGUCUGUGAAAUGGAAUCCAUGCAGAGAGCCACAUUUGUUCAGCGAUACAGAGGUUCUUCAGCGACUGAGCUGCAUGGCACUGAGAAGCAAAAUGUUCCUAGUGGCAAACAUAGGAGCUAAGCAGCCCUGUGAGUAUAAUGAUCCUCUCUGCCCACCUGAUGGGAGAUACCAGUUUAAUACUGAUGUGGUAUUCGACGCCAGUGGAACUCUGGUAGCCAGAUACCGCAAACAAAACCUGUAUUUUGAAUAUGCUUUCAAUACGCCUCCAGAGGUUGAUCAUGUGCUUUUUGAUACACCUUUUGCUGGCAAGUUUGGCAUGUUCACUUGCUUUGAUAUACUCUUCUACGAGCCUGCGGUAAGCCUUAUCAAGAAAUACAAUGUGAAGCAGGUUGUGUAUCCAACUGCAUGGAUGAACCAGCUCCCACUCCUGUCUGCUAUAGAAUUUCAACAAGCUUUUGCAACUGCUUUUAAUAUCAAUGUUUUGGCAGCUAAUAUCCACCACCCUACAUUGGGUAUGACAGGUAGUGGCAUAUACACACCGUUAAAGUCUUUCAUCUACCAUGAUAUGGAAAGUCGUGAUGGCAGACUUAUCGUAGCAGAGAUCUCCGUGAUGACACCAGAGCAUGAACCCCAUCUGGAGAGCAAUGCAGGACCCGGGAAGGGCAUUGAAUACCCCCACAACAAUUUUGCAAGCCUUCCCAUAGAUGAUCGGAUUUGCAAUAAGGAACAAAAGGCCCACUGGUGGGUAGCAGAAAAGGAAGACAAAGAAGCCCCUCUGAUAUUUUACAGGGAGAUGAUGUAUGACAAUUUCACUCUGGUUCUUGUAUGGGGAAUGAAAGGGGAGCUCCAGUGUGGGGAAACCCUUGUCCCAACUGGUUCAGAUCAUAUCAUCAUAGAAAUGACCAUGUUACUGAUAAGAUACUGAUUAGAUGUAGUGAAUCAAAAGUGUGGCUAAACAAUAAAGAACUCCAAAGAAGAUUCAGAGGACGGUGUGGUAUAGAAAAAGCAUGGACUCCCCAACUCUCUUUCCAUAAUACGGAAGGAUCAUAUAUGCAAUAUGCUGUUUCUGCCAUUAAUCAAUAUUUAUGAAAUCCUAACCAAAAAGGUGAUGCUUACAAGGCAACCUAGAUUCUAAACAGUAAUUAAACAAUCACCUAGAUCUUCUUUGUAAAGUGAUUGUAAAUCUGAAUUAUUUACAUGCACUUUGGAAUUAAAAGAACAGCAAAGCCUUUGUAAAAUAAAUUUUAUAAAUUCUAAUAGUUAUUCAACAAAAGAAUCUUUGUAAUUACUGCUUAAGUAUGGUACACAGAUACAAAUAAAUUAUUCAUUACAUACAACUCACAUCUGGGUUUUAUUAUACUCUGUAAAAUAUACAGGAAUCUUGAUGUACUGAAAGAGUGCAGGUAAAUACAGUAUUCAAGCAAUCACUAUUUCUAUGUACAUGCUCAUUAAUUCUUCAAAAAACCCACAAAAUUAUCAAAUAGAUCAAAAUACUGUCCUGUUUUUCCACACUUUAUGUUCAGAAAACCAGCUGAUAAUUUACAAUGGCAUUAAGGUUUCCAGUUUCACAAUACAAAAAGGAUAAAAGGUAAUUGGGAUUCAGUUUAUUUGUAUUUUACCUGGACAUGCAAGAAUCCCUUGCAUGUAUAUAAGCAGUUUCACUUUAAAAGUAAUAGUUCUAGUUAAAGCAGAACCCAAUAAACUAAAUACUCAUUUAACAGACAAACUUCAGUCUUCCAUUUUUCAGGCCCCCCCUGUUUUUUAAACAGUCCGUUAUAAAUAAAAAGACUGAGGGCAAGUUUGUACUACACUACAGGGCCCUGCAUCUUCUAUGGAUUUUUUAAACAGAGAACACCACAGAUCUCUCUUCCUGAAGAUUCAACAUUGUACCUUCUGAUCACAGGGAAACUCUCUUCUAAAUUCACCUCCCCCCGACUCAGAACUCCAGGAUUUAAAAGAAAUACAAUAUGGAGGCACAGACUUCAUCUCACUUACAAACCUAUGAUGUAAAGAAGUGGGUGAAUUGUUGAUCAAUCCAUUCCCUAAGAACUUUCAGUCACAACAGGGUGUCAGGAGAUUUUUAUGCAGUUUCAUUUUCUCAGUAAAUUACCCUUCAUGUAUUUAAAUAAAAAUAUCUCAAUUUAAAACCCAGAAGUUAAAAAUCUAAAACUGUGCAACAAUUACUGCUUCCCUCCCACCCCUCCCCUUGUUUAUUACACUGUACAUGUUUCACCCUGACUGCACCUUGUUAGCUGGUUUGUUUUAAGCAUUAUAAAAGUAUGACAAGUUCAUUUUUGUUUAAUCUAAAAGAAAAAACAAAACUGAAAGAUACAUCUGCUCUCUUUCAUGGUACAUUUAAUAGUGUCAGAAGGCUUUUAGAUUAU